Osmerus eperlanus (European smelt) is the source of this 1746-nucleotide messenger RNA. It is a transcript of the gene asb16, whose product is annotated as ankyrin repeat and SOCS box containing 16. Gene Ontology annotation, molecular function: protein binding. The transcript is spliced from 7 exons. The record is from RefSeq and is a predicted model, not a curated record. Gene Ontology annotation, biological process: protein ubiquitination; intracellular signal transduction; positive regulation of protein catabolic process. The coding region runs from base 208 to 1605 and encodes 465 amino acids. NCBI's taxonomy places the organism in Eukaryota, Metazoa, Chordata, Actinopteri, Osmeriformes, Osmeridae.
AUUUAUAACAAGCUCUACGGGUUCAGUUGUACUAGACAACAGCAUUUCGGGACUGUACGUUUCCAGGACGGACACUUGGACGCUUGAGAAAUAAGGGAAGUUAAUGCGCGCACGUUCAAGCACCACAAGAACUAGCUAGGUUUCAAUUUAGACUUUCAACCUUCAGUACCCACGUAAACGCCAGCAUUUCAUGCUUUAGAUGUUGUCAUGGCCAGGGAAACGUUUGCUUUUUCCUCUGCCUCCCUGCGCUCCCUGAGGGUGGAGCAAGAGUUCCAGGACUGGGAGGACACACGAAGGGCAUUGGCUCACAGGAGGGCGAUGACCAGGGCACCUGUAUCCCGGCCCCCCAGGCCCCCUCCCAGACAGCAGCGCCUCCAGGAGGUCCGGGCCCCCCCGCCCCCUGCUCGGUGCCGAGACACGGCCGUCCACAACACCUUCAUGUGUGGGGACAUGAAGGGAGUGCAUGCCGUUCUGAAGGAUCCCACCAUGAUCAACGCUCUGAUGGAGACCGUGCAUGAGGAGAUGGUGUGGGCGCCCGAGAUGGGUAUGUGGACCCUGAGCUCCAAGACGAAACAGACGUCAGCUUUGCGCUUGGCUGCCAGCAGGGGGCAUUACGGCUGCGUGGAGGAGCUGCUGUUCCGUGGGGCGGAGGUGGAUGCCGAUCCCGGUGGCAGUGCUGCCCUUCAUGAUGCCUGUGUAGGAGGCCAUGCGGUCUGUGUACAGCUGCUUCUCUCCCAUGGAGCAAGCCCUGAUCUGCUGUCUGCAGAGGGAAGCGCACCCCUCCACCUCUGCACCUCUGCCCAGUCAUUCCAGUGUGCCGAGCUGCUGUUAACAGGAGGGGCAGAGGCGAACGUGUCCACGUCCGAGUCGAAGCUCACACCCCUCCAUGUGGCAGCCCGGCGGGGCUUGGAGGAGCAUGUGGAGCUCUUCCUGACCUAUGGGGCAGAUGUGCUGGCCAGGAACCGCGAGGGAGAGACGGCGUUGAACGCGGCCUGCUCUGGGGCUGAGAGGCCUGCUGAGGCGGGCCGCUACCUCCGCGUGGUCCAGAUGCUUCUGGAAGCCGGCGCCGAUCCCCGCACAGCAGGACGGAAGCGGCACACACCCCUGCACAACGCUUGUGCCAACUGCAACCACCGCAUCGCGGACAUUCUCCUGCAGCACGGGGCUGUUGCUGAAGUAGAGAACUGCGCGGGCUACACGCCCAUGGACUGCCUGCUGCAGGUUGUGGAGGACUAUCCAGAUCAGCAGCCUGAGGCAAUACUCCGUUCCCUCCUAAACCACGGGGCUCAAAAUGCUUCUCCCAAGAUGCUGAAGCUGUGUGUCCUCUCCCCGUCCACACUGGAGGUAAUGCUCAAUUCUUACGCUGUCGUCCCUGCCUAUGAAGAGUGGAUGGACUCGGUCCCUGUUGAGAUCCAUAUGGAGCACCAGUCUUUCUUUGACUCUGUGAAGCAGAUGAGCGGGAAUCCUCGGUCCCUGCAGCACCUGUGCCGCUGUGCCCUCCGUCAGCACCUGGGAGUUUCAUGCCACUCAGCUAUCAAUACACUGGACAUUCCUAGCUCUGUGAAGGACUACCUACUCCUUCACAAUUGUGGUGAGCUCAGCUGAGAACAGUGAAGCCCAUGGGAUAGCCUUUCGGAUUGUCAUGUGGAAGUGAAGAGGAUAGGCCUGUACUGUCACAACAGGGCAUGUUGUUAGGCCCGAGCUUGUGCGUUUUCUGAAUUUACCAAUAAACUUCAUGUUACAGUU